Molecule: messenger RNA, 1197 nt
Organism: Rodentolepis nana
Lineage: Eukaryota; Metazoa; Platyhelminthes; Cestoda; Cyclophyllidea; Hymenolepididae
Source: the annotation of a GenBank genome assembly
UUGUGUUCCACCUCUGUUAUUUCACGUGAAUCCAGCAAGAAAGUAUGCAUUCGAUCAGUAGAAUACGAAACCGAUAAAUGGUAUAAUCUCUCCCCGAAAACUCUUGAUCUCAUUUCUCGCAACUUGCAUAAUCAAGAGCAUCACCCCCUCUGGUUAAUAAAACAACGGAUAGUCGAUUUCUUUUACAGGGUUCGUCUUUCUACUUCAUGUAAUCGUGUAGUCUCGACCUUCCAGAAUUUUGAUAGCCUUCUUGUUAGGUCUGAUCACGUUAGCCGUCGACCUACUGAUACAUAUUACAUCAAUCAGAACACCUGCCUUCGUAGUCACACCUCAGCUCAUGAAAUGGAAUUGAUCAAAUCUGGGUUAAACGCCUUCAUUACGGUUGGUGAUGUUUAUCGUCGAGAUGAUAUUGACGCCCUUCAUUAUCCUGUUUUUCAUCAAUUGGAAGGUGUUCGACUAUUCAGCAAAGAAGAGCUCUUUCAAGAUGUGCCCGGUAUGAGCAAUGCCUCUGACCUCUUCAAUUUCGAAGCUCCUGCAGUUUUGCCCCCACUGUCUGAAGCUCCACCGUCAUCUGAUCUACCCGAUGGCCGGCAGCCUCGUCACUCUCCUGAAACUGCCCGCCUUCUGGAGAUUCAACUGAAGAGUGUCCUGGAAGAUCUGGCCCUUAAUCUAUUUGGCAAAGAUACUCCUAUCAGGUGGGUUCCCGCCUAUUUCCCUUUCACAAAUCCUUCAUUUGAAUUGGAAGUUCACACGGGCAUGGUAACUGGAAAUGACACUGAUGGGUGGACGGAAAUGCUGGGUUGUGGAAUUCUUCGGCAAGAAAUUCUCGAUCACUGUGGAGCAAGCGACAAAGUGGCAUACGCUUUUGGCUUGGGUUUGGAGCGAUGGGCAAUGAAGCUCUACGGAAUUCCAGACAUUCGACUCUUUUGGUCCAAAGAUGAGGGUUUUCUACAUCAAUUCAAAGUCGAUGAUAUUAAUAAACCAAUUACUUUCAAGGCUGUGAGUAAUUACCCUCCCUGCCCGAUGGAUAUCUCAUUUUGGCUACCGGAUAUGUCGGCCUCAGAUAGUCAUUUGGAAUUCGAAAGGGAUUUUUAUGAGAUCGUGAGAGAAGCUGCCGGUGAUCUGGUUGAACAGGUUAGUGGUUGGCUUAUAUUUUAUUUACAAAAUAAGCUUCAAGGUACUUUUCGAAGUACCUGA